Molecule: messenger RNA, 2186 nt
Organism: Punica granatum (pomegranate)
Lineage: Eukaryota; Viridiplantae; Streptophyta; Magnoliopsida; Myrtales; Lythraceae
Source: RefSeq, a predicted model, not a curated record
AGAUCUAUCCGUCGUUCGUUGGGAUAGAAAUAAGAUCCCCGAGGAAACGAGAGAGCUCUCAAGAUUCUCUCCCCCCUCUCCUCUUUCCACCCCUCUCUCGCUCUCUCUGCUCUCCGAGGAGAAGACCAGGCGAUGGGGAAGCUCGCGGCGAUGCUCGUCCUCGCCGUCCUGGCGCUGUCUUUAGCCGAUCAGGCGAGAUCCGACGCCUCCGACCACCGGUACAAGGAGGGUGACGCGGUCCCCCUGUAUGCCAACAAGGUCGGCCCAUUUCACAAUCCCAGUGAAACUUACCGCUACUUCGAUCUUCCAUUCUGCAUUCCAGCUCACUUGAAAGAGAAAAAGGAGGCUCUUGGUGAAGUAUUGAAUGGGGAUCGUCUCGUCAGUGCUCCAUACAAGUUGGACUUCCUAAAGGAUAAGGAGUCAGAUGUUGUUUGCAAGAAACGGCUCAAGAAGGAAGAAGUAGCCCGGUUCCGCUCUGCUGUCAUUAAGGACUACUACUUUCAGAUGUACUAUGAUGACUUACCGAUUUGGGGCUUCAUUGGUAAGGUGGAUAAGGAAGGCAAAGAUCCUAGCGAGUACAAGUACUUCCUCUACAAGCAUAUUCACUUUGAUAUCUUCUACAACAAGGACAGAGUGAUUGAGAUCAACGUUCGCACAGACCCUAAUGCCCUUGUAGACCUAACAGAGGACAAAGAAGUCGAUGUUGAGUUUAUGUACACGGUUAAGUGGAAGGAAACCACCACUCCUUUUGAGAAGAGAAUGGAUAAAUAUUCGCAGUCAUCAUCUUUGCCCCAUCAUUUGGAGAUCCAUUGGUUCUCAAUCAUAAACUCGUGCGUCACUGUUCUUCUCUUGACUGGAUUUCUUGCCACAAUUCUCAUGCGAGUGCUCAAGAAUGAUUUUGUCAAGUAUGCACAUGAUGAAGAAUCAGCCGAAGACCAGGAAGAAACUGGGUGGAAAUAUAUUCAUGGUGAUGUGUUUAGGUACCCGAAAUACAAGUCGCUGUUUGCAGCUGCACUUGGUUCUGGCACUCAGCUGUUCACUCUCACUAUCUUUAUAUUCAUCCUGGCGUUAGUUGGUGUGUUUUAUCCCUACAAUCGGGGUGCUCUGUUCACUGCAUUGGUGGUUAUCUAUGCACUCACGUCAGGAAUAGCAGGAUACACUGCUACCUCGUUUUAUUGUCAACUGGAGGGAUCAAACUGGGUUAGGAAUCUGUUGUUGACUGGAUGCCUUUUCUGUGGGCCCCUGUUUCUCACAUUCUGCUUCCUCAACACUGUUGCAAUUGCAUAUACAGCCACUGCUGCUCUUCCUUUCGGCACUAUUGUGGUAAUAGUUCUCAUUUGGACUCUUGUAACGUCACCAUUGCUGGUAUUAGGUGGGAUUGCAGGGAAAAAUAGCAAAGCAGAGUUCCAAGCACCUUGCCGCACCACUAAAUAUCCCAGAGAGAUUCCUCCGCUGCCUUGGUACAGGGGAGCGAUCCCGCAGAUGGCAAUGGCUGGUUUCCUACCAUUCAGUGCUAUAUAUAUCGAGCUUUACUAUAUAUUUGCCAGUGUUUGGGGCCACAGGAUCUACACAAUUUACAGCAUCUUGUUCAUUGUGUUUAUCAUCCUCCUGAUAGUCACAGCUUUCAUUACUGUGGCUUUGACAUAUUUCCAACUCGCUGCGGAGGACCACGAGUGGUGGUGGAGAUCUUUCCUCUGUGGUGGAUCGACUGGCCUAUUUAUCUAUGCCUACUGCCUGUACUACUACUAUGCUCGGUCAGACAUGUCGGGUUUCAUGCAGACUUCCUUCUUCUUCGGCUACAUGGCAUGCAUCUGUUACGGGUUCUUCCUCAUGCUUGGCACCGUUGGAUUCCGCGCUGCUCUGCUCUUUGUCCGUCACAUAUACCGGUCGAUCAAGUGCGAGUAGGUAGCACGCCAUGCCCCUGACGAAAUCUUUAUUCUUCCCUUCUUCCUCCCCUCUCUUUUCCUUUUUGUUUUGGUUCAUAGGUGCUGUGUAGAGAGGGUUUUAUCAAGUAAGUUUUGUAGCGCAUUCUCUUGUCUCGAAAGCAGAAGCAAUGGCCUCAAUCUCACCAAAGUAUGUUGCUUCUUUAGGGAUUCUGAUUUUACUUACGAUAUGGUUGAACUGUUUGUAUGGAAAUAGUAUGUAUCAUCACUUGCUCGGAGGAAAUGCAUUUCUUUUCAACUCUC